AUGAUGGCUGAUUUUAUAAGUGAUAUGGAAUUAUUCAAAAAAACAAUACAAGAUCAAAGAACUUCAGAAAAUACAACUGAAAACUUGCGACCUGAAGAUAUAUUCACUUUGGUUGGUACUCUAUAUCGGUUACCUAUCAAUGGAGAACAAAUUCGUGAACAAGUUCAAGGAAUCGAAAUCGAUCAAGGAGAAUACAGUGCCAAACGUGAAGUUCUUGUUGAUUUGCCAGCUAAAGCUGCUUCAUCAAAAGUAAUGCUUCAAUUGAAAGACAUCAUAUCUGAAAGAUAAAAAAAAAAAAUCUAUGAAUACUUGAUUAAUAAUUGUAUAAUUUUGAACCGAUGAAUAACAUAGGAUCAGUGAAAAUGCAUUUCCUCAUCGACUAUUUAAUCAAAAUAAAAACUUGUAGCAGAUUCAAAACUAUGCAUUUCAGAAAUAUGUAGAGAAAUUCAACAUUCAAGGUGUGGCAUGUUAUGACACACUUAGGACAUACCAUAGUAUUGUAAAUAUAAGUGUUGGUUCUUUUUCUUUCUUAUAUAAAGAUACACUAGUGGACAAGUCUCUUCUUGAAGCUCUGAAUGGAUUGGGUUCGGUCUAGCCCACAGCUCAGAGUGUGAGCUAGGCUGGACUGUUCCAUUUUUGCAAUAGAUACUCAUGCGGCAAAUCUUUAUUAGAGGGUGUGGAUGUCGGUCGCGAUCGACUGAAGACCCAUACCUAUUUUACUCUGAAAUGGAUCAUAGUCGUAGUCGUUUUGGCAUGCAGACGACAAACACGGCAGCAACAAACAUGUAUUCUUGCGCAUACAGAAACUAUGAUUCGUACCUAUCAGAAUCCCAUUAUUACUCACGUAAACAUCGUUGACUUAUCAUAUUCACAAUUAAUCCAAUAUAAAGCAAAUAUGAUGAGACUCAAACAUAAUCGAUUUUUUGAAUUGUUUUCAUAAUAUCUUUUGUCGUUCAGAAUUGAAAUAAGAUAUAGUGACAUGAUCAUUGUCUAAUAUUUCUAUUCGAAAUCUCAAAAUUGAAUUUUUUUUGUUUGUUGAUAUGCAGUUGCUCGAUAAGAAUCAGCGAUUUUGUGUACAGAAAAGUGCUGUCAACCUCUACAAUAUUGACUAUUAAGUGUGUGAUUGAGAAUAUAAGUAAGAUGUGAAAGAUAGUUUUAUCUGAGAUGACUCUUGACAAAAGACUUUAUGAAUAGUCUUCGAAACUUGAUAUCAUUUAUCUCAAAAAAGAAAAAGAAUGAAAACAAGUUUAUUCUCGAUAGGGUGUGGGUGUGGGUGUGGGUGUGGGUGUGGGUGUGGGU
Messenger RNA from Rotaria sp. Silwood1, 1299 nucleotides. The record is from the annotation of a GenBank genome assembly. Lineage: Eukaryota; Metazoa; Rotifera; Eurotatoria; Philodinida; Philodinidae.